ACAUUUGGUUCAUUUAGAUUCAAUUUAUCAUGCAAGAGGUUUGUUUAAUCUUUUAAUACAGAAUAUUUUUUAUCUUAAUUAGCUGAUUACAUUGGAUUUAACCAUAAUAAGACUUUGAUUUCAAGUUAAACUCUUUAUUGUUUUGUUUAUGGCUGGAUAUUUUGUCUGCGCAGAUCUCUUGGAUUCAACUGUUUUGAAAUGAGCCAUGUUAACGUAAUGGUUUUUUGUUUAUUUUUGUUACUUUUUUGAUAACAUUGUUUAUUGGAUUAAUUAAUUAACCACUGAUUGAUUAGGAUCAGAUGUUUAACCAUUUUUUUCUCGGAUGAUGUAUAAGUUAGCCUUUAUAUUUGUGAUAUUUAUUGUUAUUAUACUUGACAAUAAAGCUGAUUGUUAUUCUGGUGGCAUUAAAUUAAAAGACGUUGAUAACCUAAUAUUUAAAGCCAAUCAAUACACCAACAGCCGAAGAGGAGAUUCGGAGCCACAGUUAAAGUGUACUGGUGGGCCUAACAAGUGUAAAUACCAACCAAAAUUUGUUAAAUGUCAUAAUGUUGGUAUUCGUGGAUCCAAUGAGGGCUACAAAAAUAUUCAAUGGCGAUGCGAAGCUGAUCUUAUGGAUGGUUAUUCAUUUGACAAGAUAAGAGUCAAUUGUGAACCUUUUGAACAUCCAAAUGAUGUUUAUGUUGUUAAAGGCUCUUGUAGCCUUGAAUAUGCCUUAGAUUACGAUGAAAAGGAUAAAGACAAAGAUGACGAAAAGGACGACGAAAGAGAAGAUAAAAAAUAUGAUCGUUCCAGAAAACGUAAAGAUAUUGGCAAUUGGCUUAUUUGGGCUGUUACAAAGAUUCCAAAAAAAUCAGCUGAAUUAUUUUUCAGAAACAUCUUUACGUUUGUUAUUUUCUCAGCUAUAGUCUAUCUAUUUUUCUUUGGCUGGCCUACCUUUCCAAAUAGAAGACGAAGAUCAAUACCACCAUGGGAUCCUGAUAAUGAAAGUGAUAUCUCUUAUAAUCGACCCAGGUUUAACAGACAAGAACGUGAAGAAAGUAUCUGGGCCACUAUUUUAAAAGUGAUUUUAGAGUUUGCUUUUGAAAAACUCUUGAAAGCCUUCAUUAGAUGAUUACUGACUUAAUAUUGGCUCACCAAAAGUGAAAUAUCUACUGAUUAAGCUUAAAGAUAUAAUUAAUUUUUUGACUUGCUAGGGCAUUUAAUACCCACUUCAUUUUUUAUCCAGAAAACUCAUGGCAUAACGACUUCUGCUAUCUGCAACUAUGUAAACACUCAAAUCUCAACUGAAUCUGGUCAAAAAUUGAGCCCUAACCAAAGAGUAAUUUUUUGUUAGCUGUUAAAAUGCUCGAUUGUGUACUAUAAUUGUUAAUGUUUAACUUAAUCUCACCCUAAUUUUACAACCUCCUGGACUACGAAGGUGUAUAUUUAUCUUGAACUGACUUACGAAUCAAAUUAUUAAACUCUUAAUUUGAAGACUAUA
Molecule: messenger RNA, 1480 nt
Organism: Tetranychus urticae (two-spotted spider mite)
Lineage: Eukaryota; Metazoa; Arthropoda; Arachnida; Trombidiformes; Tetranychidae
Biological process (GO): regulation of store-operated calcium entry
Cellular component (GO): endoplasmic reticulum membrane
Source: RefSeq, a predicted model, not a curated record